GACGCCUUCGCAGCUUCUCCAACGGGCACGCCCACCAGAAGACGGCAGCAUGGCAGCGCCGCCUGCAGGGCGGCCGCCGCACGGAGGCGCCGCCCAGGCCGCGCCUGGCGUCCCUGCGCCGCAGACGCCGGGGGCGUUCCUGCAGGACGUUGCGCCGCGGCUCGACGGCACGGGGCACAAGGGGCAGGCGGGGCGCAUCUGCGUCCUCGGCGGCUCGGUGGACUUCGCUGGCGCGCCCUAUAUUACGCUGGCAUGGCAGCGCUGCGUGCGGGCGCCGAGCUGCUGUACGUGUGCACGGCGCUUGAGGCCACGGGACCCAUCAAGGGCUAUUCGCCAGAGCUGAUGGUCAGCGAGGCGUACAGCUGGGCCAGCAUCUCCUCACCGGACGAGGCCGCCGUCUCGGCAGAGCAGGAUCGCAUGGUGGAGAAGAUGGAGGCUCUGCUUCCGAGGCUUCACGCGCUGGCGAUCGGUCCUGGGCUCGGGCGCGACGACCGGGUGCUGGCAGGCGUUGCGAGAGUCAUCGAGGCGUGCCGCGCUCGGGGCCUGCCGCUCGUCAUUGACGCUGACGGCCUGUGGCUCAUCGAGCGCCGCCCAGACCUCAUGCGAGGCUACUCCGCCGCGGUGCUGACCCCCAACGCCGCGGAGUACAGGAGGCUGGCCAAGGCUGUGCUGGGAGACGAGGGCGCAGGGCUCCCAGAGCUGUGCAAGGGGCUCGCUGGUCCGGUCGUGCUGCAGAAGGGCCGGGUGGACCGCAUGUGCCGCCCAGGCGCCGCCGUGCUGGAGUGCGCGGAGGAAGGCGCGCCCCGGCGUCCUGGGGGUCUGGGCGACUUCCUGGCUGGGAGCCUGGCCACGGUGCUCGGCUGGGCGGCCGCGCGCGAGCGGGAGCCGCUGCUGGCGUGCCAGGCGGCCUGUGCUCUCGUGCGGCGCGCCUGCAGGGCCGCGUACCUCGUGCAGAGGCGCGCCAUGGUGGCCCCAGACGUCCUCAACGAGAUGGGCGCCGCGUUCGAGGGGCUGUGCCCUGCAGACCCGGGUGCCAGCCGCAGCGAGGCGCCCGCUUGCGCUGGGAGGUCACAGUACGCUGAAGACGGAUUGUCUCGGCAUGUGGACGACGGCCGAGGGAUCCUGACGCCCGGGGAUUUCCUGAUGGACAUUGCGCCGCGGCUUGACGGAACGGGGCACAAGGGGAAUGCGGGGCGUGUGGGCGUACUCGGCGGCUCUGUGGACUUCGCUGGCGCUCCCUAUUACGCUGGCAUGGCAGCGCUGCGGGCGGGCGCCGAGCUGCUGUACGUGUGCACGGCGCUGGAGGCCACGGGACCCAUCAAGGGCUAUUCGCCAGAGCUGAUGGUCAGCGAGGCGUACAGCUGGGCCAGCAUCUCCUCACCGGACGAGGCCGCCGUCUCGGCAGAGCAGGAUCGCAUGGUGGAGAAGAUGGAGGCUCUGCUUCCGAGGCUUCACGCGCUGGCGAUCGGUCCUGGGCUCGGGCGCGACGACCGGGUGCUGGCAGGCGUUGCGAGAGUCAUCGAGGCGUGCCGCGCUCGGGGCCUGCCGCUCGUCAUUGACGCUGACGGCCUGUGGCUCAUCGAGCGCCGCCCAGACCUCAUGCGAGGCUACUCCGCCGCGGUGCUGACCCCCAACGCCGCGGAGUACAGGAGGCUGGCCAAGGCUGUGCUGGGAGACGAGGGCGCAGGGCUCCCAGAGCUGUGCAAGGGGCUCGCUGGUCCGGUCGUGCUGCAGAAGGGCCGGGUGGACCGCAUGUGCCGCCCAGGCGACGCCGUGCUGGAGUGCGCGGAGGAAGGCGCGCCCCGGCGUCCUGGGGGUCUGGGCGACUUCCUGGCUGGGAGCCUGGCCACGGUGCUCGGCUGGACGGCCGCGCGCGAGCGGGAGCCGCUGCUGGCGUGCCAGGCGGCCUGUGCUCUCGUGCGGCGCGCCUGCAGGGCCGCGUACCUCGUGCAGAGGCGCGCCAUGGUGGCCCCAGACGUCCUCAACGAGAUGGGCGCCGCGUUCGAGGGGCUGUGCCCUGCAGACCCGGGUGCCAGCCGCAGCGAGGCGCCCGCCUGAAGGUUGCUGCCUCCUCCACUGUUUCCCCUCGUCGCCCUCCCUCCUCCUCUCUCCUCUCUCCCGCUCCACUUUCCGACGACCACCUGGAUGCGGCGUGGAUGCGGCGGCAA
This is a messenger RNA of Prorocentrum cordatum, 2168 nucleotides long. NCBI's taxonomy places the organism in Eukaryota, Dinophyceae, Prorocentrales, Prorocentraceae. The record is from the annotation of a GenBank genome assembly.